UCGCUUGCGCAGACCGAGUGCCGACGUAUACAUUGUAUGAAAAUAAUUGGCCGUAUUCUUCUUUUGACGAGCAGUGUCCAUUAUGUGUCGUCGAGCGUCGGCAUUUGGACGAGUGUGACGCUCCAGGACGUCAGAAACACAGCGACGAUGACUGCCUCAGACAGAGGUACGCAUAACCCGUGACUGGUGAACCGCAGGUGAUGUGAAAGGAAGGUGUAUGUGUUUCGGUGAAGUGCGUGGUGUACCGUAAGUAUGGGGCCAGGUAUUACAGAUGGUUAUAUUCGUAACUGCACUCCACCAGCUAUAGAUGACUUCCCGACGGGACUGUUUACCGAGCUCCAGAGGCAGCAUGGAGCAAUUGUGCUCCAUGCCUUCAUAUCCAUUUACCUCUUCUUGGCGCUUGCCGUUGUUUGCGACAAGUUCUUUGUGCCAGCUGUUGAUAGAAUAUGCACAGCCCUAAAUAUGACUAAUGAUGUCGCCGGCGCAACAUUCAUGGCGGCCGCUACGUCUGCACCAGAGCUGUUUGUGAACGUGAUUGGUACAUUCAUCACAGAAGGUGACAUUGGUGUAGGAACUAUUGUAGGCUCUGCCGUGUUUAAUAUACUCGCAGUAGCUGCUUGCUGUGGGAUCGGUGCGGGAAUGGUUGUACCAUUAGAUUGGUGGCCUUUAACGAGAGACUGCCUCGCUUACGGCAUCACAGUUUCAAUACUUAUUUGCAUCAUGCAUGACGAGUAUGUCCAAUGGUAUGAAGCCUUCCUGCUGGUCCUCUUAUACGGAGUAUAUAUUUGUAUAAUGUACUAUGAUAAGUCCAUACAAAACUUUGCUAAGAGGAGUUGGAAGUGUGUUUCAAACAUGAUAAAGACAGAUGAAGAAAAGAACGAAAAUGCUAGCGCGGAUGAGAUCGAUGAAAAAGAUAAAUCAAAUAAUAAAACCGAUUUAAUCAUUGAUCAUCAUCAACACAAUGGUAAUAUAAAGGCUGGACCAAUUAUUAUAGACAGUGGUGAUAAGAAAAUGACGAUAGAUGAUGCCAAGGUCAACGAUGAUACGACGGUUAAUGUCGGUGACAUGGAGAUUGUCCACUCAGAUGAAGUUAAUCAAAAUGUUGACACUAAUAAGGAAGCGCUAGAUGAAAAUGAGCAUUCAUUGUGGAAGUGGCCAUCUGGUAGAAGUAAUCUCACUAAGGCAACUUGGAUUAUUACUUGGCCGAUACAUUUAGUGUUCUUAUUCACAAUACCAGAUUGUGAGAAGCCGCGUUUUAAGAAUUGGUUUCCACUGACAUUCCUUAUGUGUAUUGUUUGGAUCGGUUCUCUAUCGUACAUCGUAGCUUGGAUGAUCACAAUCAUUGGUGACACCCUCAUGAUUCCCGAUUCAGUGAUGGGUAUCACAUUUUUGGCAGCCGGCACUUCCGUUCCAGAGGCUGUAUCAAGUGUCAUUGUUGCGAAACAAGGUCACGGAUCUAUGGGCAUCAGCAAUUCAAUUGGAUCAAACACUUUCGACAUUCUUCUGUGUCUGGGUCUGCCCUGGCUGAUCAAGGCUUCGCUGACGCCGGCUGAACCAGGACAUUAUUGGGUGAAGAUAAACUCGAUGGGAUUGGAAUACUCGGCUAUAUCGUUGCUAUCGACGCUCCUGCUUUUAUAUCUCACGUUUUGGUUUAACAAGUUCAAGUUGGACGCCGCAGUGGGAAGGGCAUGCUUGGGCAUGUACGCCAUGUUCCUCGUGUUGGCUACGCUCAUUGAGUUGAAUGUUUUCUUCCCGGUGAACGUACGCACUUGCAGGAGAAACGAGCUGAAGUCUUAACUGUGAAUAGUACUGAACGGAGGGGUUCCCAGCCAGUGAAGUGCAGUAACAGUAUAUGGACUGUAAUAGAUUUCUUUAGAAGUCACCUGUAUUUGGUGCUAUCCAUAAGCUAGUUCAUAAGCUGGCUAUUUCUAUUUUAUUUUAAUAAACCUCGUCACUCCUGAAUCCUCAAGCUAUAUUCAAGAAUAAUUUGUUUUAUUGAAAUCAUAUAUUUGCGACACUAUUUCCUAAUUUAAACAUGAAUAUCAAUAUCAAAUUUUAAAUCAACAAAAAAUUAAGUGCGUUAAAUAUUUAAUUCAGUUUGUUAUUUUUAUAAUUAUAUUCUAACUAUUAGAUUAUGUUUUAUAAUAUUUAACUGAUAAAAUGACAAAUUACGAAUCUCAAUUUUGUAUUCGAAUUUUAUUGUUAUGUAAGUUUCAUAGUGUUUAUGGAUAGCUGUUAUCUUAGAGACCAAAAAUUUAAGAUCUUAGAUGUUUAUUUUGUUAUGUAAGUAGAAAGAUAAGCAUUCACAGCUCGCCGCUGCGUAAUAUUUUGUAAAAUACCAAUAGAUUGCAUAUUUUUUCAUGACGCUGUUGUAAAUAAAGUAUCAAUUGAUGUUAUUGUAACACAUUUUAA
Molecule: messenger RNA, 2412 nt
Organism: Zerene cesonia (dogface butterfly)
Lineage: Eukaryota; Metazoa; Arthropoda; Insecta; Lepidoptera; Pieridae
Gene: zyd
Product: sodium/potassium/calcium exchanger 3
Exons: 10
Coding region: 253-1797 (514 amino acids)
Biological process (GO): intracellular calcium ion homeostasis; calcium ion transmembrane transport
Cellular component (GO): membrane
Molecular function (GO): calcium, potassium:sodium antiporter activity; calcium channel activity
Source: RefSeq, a predicted model, not a curated record